Molecule: messenger RNA, 357 nt
Organism: Astrephomene gubernaculifera
Lineage: Eukaryota; Viridiplantae; Chlorophyta; Chlorophyceae; Chlamydomonadales; Astrephomenaceae
Source: the annotation of a GenBank genome assembly
GAGGAGGAGUUGCUGCUGCGGGCGGUUCCGGAGCUGGCGGAUGAGGUGGUGGCGGAGGUGGAGGGGCUGCAGGCGUCAGUGCAGGAGUCCAUGCUGCGGCAGUGGCAGCUGGAGGCGGGGCAGCCGCUGCCGCCUGCGCCGCCGCCCCCGCAGCCCCCCCGGCCGGUGGUGGGGCUGGAGGUGAAGGAGCUGCUGAGGGCCGCCCCCAGCCUGCCGCUGCCCGGCGUGUGCUCCUUCCUGCGCGACCUGCUGGGUGGGGGCGGGCGGUGGCCCACCCUGGCGCUCAGCUGCGCGUGGGACGGCAUCGAGGCGCGGCCGCCGGCGCGGGGGGCGCUGCUGGAGCUGGUGCUGGAGGCG